This is a messenger RNA of Scleropages formosus (Asian bonytongue), 1263 nucleotides long. It is a transcript of the gene cidea, whose product is annotated as cell death inducing DFFA like effector a. The record is from RefSeq and is a predicted model, not a curated record. The transcript has 5 exons. NCBI's taxonomy places the organism in Eukaryota, Metazoa, Chordata, Actinopteri, Osteoglossiformes, Osteoglossidae. The coding region runs from base 62 to 667 and encodes 201 amino acids. Gene Ontology annotation, biological process: regulation of apoptotic process; apoptotic process.
UGCCGCAGUGAUUUCUUUUUCCCCCCUCUCCAUGGAAUAUUGAUUUUUGCGGCUGCGCGUGAUGGAGUUUAUGAGAGCGCUCACCCCCGUGUCGGUACUGCGGUCCGUGUCCUCGGUGGGUCUGUCCCUCAGCCAGCAUGUCCUGCCCCUGGCUAAGCCCCGGCCCUUCAGGAUUUGCACUCACAACCGGAGCAGGCGGAGGGGUGUGGUGGCCAGUUCACUGGAGGACCUUGUCAACAAGACCUCCAGCGUCUUCCUGCUGACGUGUCAUUUCCUGACGCUCGUGUUGGAGGAAGACGGUACCGUGGUGGACACCGAGGCCUUCUUCCAGUCUCUGCCAGCCAACACUCAGCUCAUGGUGCUAGAGAGGGGGCAGAUGUGGACACAAAGGAAGGGCCUCCCAGGUUUCCGACGACCCAGGAAAAAUGAAAUUGCCAAGUUGAGCUUUGACCUUUACAAGCUGAAUCCAAAGGACUUCAUUGGCUGCCUGACCAUUAAAGCGUCUCUGUAUGAUGCUUACACCUUGUCAUAUGACAUCCAGUUCAUGAGGGCAAAAGAGAUUGUCAAGUCAAUCUUGCGGUGUCUGACGUACGUGUCUCAGGUGGCCGGUCACCUGCUCAUUUGCAGCUCAUCCUGCCUCCUGCAGUAUGUAGGGGAGGAUGACUAGACCAUGGGCAUGUGUGCUGCCUUCUGUCCUUCUGCAGUGCUGCAUCUGACUCAAAUGAUGUAGUAUCCCUUGGACCAAGGAGAUGCUCCCUGCCACCCAGCACUUUAAGAACCAUCUAAGCACCUUUAGCAACUCUAAACACAAUGGAUUACUGAAAGUACUGUGUCUGGUGACCUGAAACUAAAACAUCUAACAUCUCUCUUUCAUUCGCAUGAACAGAUUUCUCACUUUUUCUGUUUUGCUAACGAAUCAAUUCCUGUACAUUGAUAUUCUUAUUGUGGUCAUCGAGCUAAAAUGUUUCACUUGGGUUGUAGCUUGCGGUUUGAAUAGCCGACCAGAUUGUCUCAUAAUUGAAGUUAUGAUGAUGGGCUGGAAUCAAAAUAAUCUAAAAUAGAUGUGCUGUACAUAAAACAAAAGGUUCAGUUAUGAGACCCCCAUGAGCCUUAAUCAUUAAAGAAGGCAGCUGGAUUAGAUCUGAAUGUCUAAAGCUACUGACAGUACAAUGUGCUGCUCACUUCUCAUAUAUAAUAAAAAGUGCAUGCAAAAAAUUCUUUAAAUAUUGCUCUUUAUCUGGGGUAACUUUGUCUAAGGCUCUG